Messenger RNA from Dracunculus medinensis (Guinea worm), 621 nucleotides. The record is from the annotation of a GenBank genome assembly. NCBI's taxonomy places the organism in Eukaryota, Metazoa, Nematoda, Chromadorea, Rhabditida, Dracunculidae.
AUGGCAAAUUUCUUAAAACUUGAUAUGGACCAACUGAAAACGAUAGCGUCUUCUCUACUUUGGCUUAAUUCCGUCAAUGAUCCGCAUAAAGUGUUUAAGAUGAUAGCAACAGAAGCAUUAAAUGGCAUUGAAUCAGAAUUGCAAGUUUCUUCUAUUAAAAAGUUAGCAGACGACAUCAAUGUUUCAUUUUCGGUUUUAUGUCCAGCAUUCUAUUCUUUAAUUCGCCUUCAUCAACUCGUGGGCAAAGAAACGUGUAGUCCUACCGAACUCUCUACGAUAUUCGCUGGUUUUGGUUUCAAUGAAGAAGUUGCUAAUAUUUUAACUAAUUUCAUUUGCGAGCGUAUUUUGAUAAUAGAACACAUUGGUCGUGGAUCUUUAUCGCAGUACCCUGUUUUGCGCUCGAUAUCAUGUCGAUUUCAAAUUUCUAUCGGCCGGAUGACUUUGCAUAAGUAUCCUUCUGUAUCUAUACAAAUGAGAUUGAAUUUCGACUCCGAAACUCGAACAGUUAUACUCAGUUCGUCGAUGCUUGAUCAAAUAAGUGAAGAACUGCAGCAUUUGUUAGCACAGGCACUUAGGCUAGAUAGAAUUAGUUCAAAUAAAGCCUUAGCUCUUUUGCCCUGA